Messenger RNA from Fomitiporia mediterranea MF3/22, 933 nucleotides. RefSeq lists its product as uncharacterized. Bases 1 to 933 code for a protein of 310 amino acids. The transcript is spliced from 11 exons. The record is from RefSeq and is a predicted model, not a curated record. Lineage: Eukaryota; Fungi; Basidiomycota; Agaricomycetes; Hymenochaetales; Hymenochaetaceae.
AUGGAAGCCUCCACGGUAGCAGAAGUGAGUCAACUCGUCGAUGUUUGGUAUAUGACGUUUGCGGGUCUGACUGUCCUGGCAUACGAUAUCUUGCUGAAUUUCAGUGACCAGUUCUCCACCAUUUGGAAUCCGCCAAAACGCAAUUUAUGGAAUUUUGUCUUUGCAUUUUACCGUUAUAAUGCUGUAUUGGGCGGAGCAUUUUUUCUCUCGUUCAUGGUUCCGUCUUUGGGUGGCUCGGACGAAUGGGUGCUAUCGCAUUUACUCUCCAUUUCUGCCUAUACAGUUUGGUCAUUCAGAUGUAGCCGAACUGGAAUGGCGUCUGUCUCUCUGAGUGCUUUAGUAGAGACUGUAGGAAAUGCCAUUGUACUCAACGAGCUUGUGAAGCUCUGGGAGUGCAGCAGAUAUCUCUCAAGAAUGAUGAUUGCCGGCUUCAUGCUUGUGCACACCAGCACUCUUGUUGUGUCGGUCUUCUCAAUUAUGCAAUUGAAAGGCAUAUUCCACAUUUUGCACGUGGACCACUUUCACAUGUGCGUAUCUGACGUGGUUCCUAUGGCAUUCAAGGCGAUUUUCGUUCCAUCAGUCGUUCUUCAGAUAUAUUGGAGCACGUUGUUACUCCUCAAUACCUUAUCACGACCUCGUUCAUCCUCGCAGAAGCUGUUUGACAUGCUCCGGGUGGAUGGACUUUUAUUCUUUUUUUCGACGUUCAGCCUUCGCAUCUUGACUCUGGUUAUCACCGUCGCUUCUCCAAGGCCCAUUGCUGUUCUGAGUGUUGUCAUGCCGAUCUUGCUCGUCAACGCUGUAAUCUGCCGCCUCUAUAUUUGGCUUAACAGUGCAGAUGGACUGCUCCUUAAAAGCAGGAUUAGUACGUUUGGAAGAGAGAAAUACGAAUGGUACGGCGAGCAAGAGUUGGAACUGAGAAGACUGUCGAUUUAG